UUUCUGUCACUGUGUCCUUCAGAACUGAAUGAAGUAUUUCCUUCAAUACAAGAGCUUUGUAACAUAGGCUCAGUUUUACAUUAUACAUAAGUGAUUAAAGAGAGCAUCUGCUUGGGGAAUGGGAAAUGACCUAGAGGCCUUACAGAUACAUUUGUGCUUUUGUCACUCUAAUCUGCAUCCGCGGAGAACAGCGAGAUCUGGGAGCGAACCUGUUUCCGUGGUGAGUGAUAUCUACCUCAGCCAGCAGACAGGAGGGAACCAGGAAGCUGCUGGAGCUUUCAGACAAGCAGACAGAGCUAUCAGCUGGCCACUUGCUCACUGCCUGCAGAGCCCUGCUUCAUGAAGAGGAUUGGAGACGGACUGGAUCUGUCUACCCCUUGCUUCAGCUCCUCUACUAGCCUGUGCACAAGGAAAGCCCAAACCACAUCCUCUGAUUCCAGCAUUUACUUGUUUUUCUUUUGUUUUAUUGCUGUACUCUUUCCUCCAUGCUGUUGACCAGUGUCUAAUUUUGCUUGGAUUCAUUUUUCUCUCUCAGCUUUUAAAAGGAUUUUCUACUUUUAUUAGUGCAGGCCGGUAUAGGUAUCUAUAUGUACAUACACUUGUGUAUAUACUAUAUAUACUGUACGAAGAAGGAUUUUUCUCCCAUACUGAAGCAAAGUUAAUGCACUUUAAACCCCGGCUGUAGAAUCACUUUGAGUAUAUUAAGGAGUGUUUUUGACUUUCUUCCCCUGAUAUGACCAUUUUGUUUGAAGCUGGAAGCAGUAAAUCUGGAGGUGUGUUAGUGCUGUUUUUAAGCUGAGCCUGACGUAUCUGCAGCAGGGCUGCAUGCAAGCAUUUCACUCAGCCUGCCAGCUUUUUUGAUCGCUCUCCAAACCUCACCCAACUCUGUGCUGCCACUCCACAAGGCGCACUAAGAUGAGCCUCUGGCAGGUUAAAGCCUUGGGCUGUCUUUUUACAUAAACUUAAACGAUUUCAGGACAGUUGUUUUUGGUGUUUUUUGUAAAGACGACAAGAGCACUCUGUGUGGAAAACAAACUAAAAACAGCUUCCGGUGCUGUUGCACCACAUAUGUAUUGUUGUAGUGCACAGGAAAGUAAAAUGGACUACAAGCGUCGCUUUUUGCUCGGCGGGUCCAAGCAGAAAGUGCAACAGCACCAGCAGUACCAGAUGCCUGAGCUGAGCCGGACGCUGAGCGCUUCCCUGGCCUCCUCUUGCUCAGCCUCUUCACCCAUCGGCACUGGGGUGGUCAUGCCUGGCAGCUGCCACCCACCUCCUUCUGGUGCCACCACCGCGGUUGCAGAUAUCCAGCAAGGCAUCUCCAAAUAUUUGGAUGCCCUCAACGUGUUCUGCCGGGCCAGCGCCUUCCUCACAGACCUGUUCAGCAGCGUGUUCAGGAACUCUCACUAUUCCAAAGCAGCUAUGCAACUGAAGGACGUGCAGGAACACGUCAUGGAGGCGGCCAGCAGGCUGACUGCAGCAAUAAAGCCUGAGAUCGCUAAGAUGCUGAUGGAGCUGAGCGCCGGGGCCGCCAACUUCAAAGACCAGAACGACUUCAGCCUGCAGGAUGUUGAGGUGCUGGGUCGGUGCUUCCUCACGGUGAUGCAGGUCCAUUUCCAGUUUCUGUCACAGGCUCUGCAGAAGGUCCAGCCCGUGGCCCAGUCCUGCCUGGCUGAGGCUCUCGCCCAGGCCCAGGAGCGCUGUGCCAACGCCCGCUCCCAAAGCUCUGAUCUGGGGCCUCUCACGGAGCUGGAGGAAGCUUCCCGCUCAUGGAAGGGUGCAGCUCAGGCCAUGGCGAGGCUGAGAGAGAGGGGUCGUGACGGCUGCCUGGCAGGCAUCCAGGUUCAGCAGCUCUUCUGCUCCAACAACACCUCCAUCCCCGAGCAUCAGCUGAAGGAGCUCAACAUGAAGAUUGACAAUGCUUUACAGGCCUACAAAGCAGCUCUGGAGAGCCUGGGCCAUAGUGAAUAUGCGCUCAAGGCCGGCUUUCAUUUUAACCCCAAAGCUGUGGAGGCAGCCUUACAGAGCUGCUGCAGUGAGGCAGAGGCCCAGCAGGCAGGCAGGAUGCAGACCACCUCCCAGCCCAUCCAGUGCGAGCUGCCCACCAUCCCUGUACAGAUCGGCUCACAUUUCCUCAAAGGAGUUUCCUUCAACGAGUCAGCGGCUGAUAACCUUAAACUGAAAACGCACACGAUGCUGCAACUCAUUAAGGAGGCGCUGGGCCAGAACGGAGUGACCUCCAGGGAGGACUCUCCUGUCACCGAGGUCCUCAACCAAGUCUGCCCAUCCAGCUGGAGAGGAGCCUGCAAGACGGCCGUCCAGCUGUUGUUUGCCCAGGCUGGUCUGGUGGUUGUUGAUACAGCUCAGAUUGAGAACAAGGAGGCCUACGCUCCCCAGAUCACUCUCGAGGGCUCUAAGGUGCUGGUCCAGGUUCCCUCUACAUGGUGUCUGAAGGAGGACCCAGCCACUAUGUCCCUGCUUCAGAGAAGUUUGGACCCGGAGAAAACCCUCGGUCUAGUAGACGUACUCUACACAGCAGUAUUUGACAUCAACAAGUGGAAGGAGAGAAGAGAGCAGGCCCUACCCACUAUUCAGAUUCAGCUGCAGCGGGAGAGCCCAGACUAUGGCAGCCAGGCAGACCUGCCCCCAGGCACCAGCUCCAAGACCUCUGGUGGACUGCCUAAAACAAUAUCCAAGCUGACUUCCAAGUUUACCAAGAAGGUCUCAUCCAGCUCUAAUAGUGGUGGUAGUUACUCCAUCCCAAGCACCCCAUCUCGCAGCAUGCUAACAAGCAGCAGCUCUGAGGAAAAGGCCAAGAGCCUGAGUCAUAGUGACGGGAGGAUCCAGAGCAUCCUGCAGAUGGGCAGUCUGUCCUGCACCCCGGACUCUCCACAGCAAAGCCAGCUGGCCAACGGUUUAGUGUCAGACGAUCAGGGGAUGAACCUACCCACUGACCAGGAGAUGCAGGACGUAAUCGACUUUCUCUCAGGUUUCAACAUGGGAAAAUCCCAGCAGGCUUCGCCCCUGGUCAUGAGGAGGAACUCUGUGGCGUCUGCAAACCCUGCCGAACUGAAGCCCCCAAGUGGACCUCCACCGACUUCCCAAUCUAUCUCUCACAAUGCCCUGCAGCCGCCGGCUCAGACUCUGCCCAAGCCCCAGCCUCAGCCUCCACCAUCAGUGCAGAAACAGCAGCCUCAGCCACAACCUCAGCCGCCGCCUCCUCCUCCCCAACAACAACAGCCCCAGCAGCAGCAGCAGCCCCCUCCUCCGCCACCCCAGCAGCCCUCCCCACAGGCCCUGCAGUACUACCAGCACCUCCUGCAGCCUAUUAGCCAGCAACAGCCUCCUCCUCCUCAGCUUCCUCCUCAGCAGUCCCCACCCCAGGUCCUCCCACAGCAAAGAGUGGCGGCCAAGUGGCUCAGCACCUCUGGGCAGCAGCCUCCGCCACAGGGGCCCCCCGCAGGGCUGUCACCCCUGGGUCCAAUCGGGCAGUGGGGCUCUCCUGGACUGCCAGAUCUUAGCUCAGAUCUGUACAGUCUGGGCCUGGUCAGCACCUACAUGGACAGCGUGAUGUCAGAGAUGCUGGGCCAGAAGCCGCAGGGGCCCCGCAACAACACGUGGCCCAACAGGGACCAGAGUGAAGGAGUGUUUGGAGUUCUGGGAGACACGCUGCCCUUUGACCCUGCAGUCGGCUCUGAUCCGGAGUUUGCACGUUACGUCGCCGGCGUCAGUCAGGCCAUGCAGCAGAAACGACAGGUGCAGCACAUCCGUCGCCCAAGCAACCCACGCAGCAACUGGCCAAUGCCUGAUGAGCAGCACAGGACCUGGUCCCACCCAGAGUACUACAGUGAGGGGGAUGCUGUUAACAGCAGCUGGUCAGCCAAUCAGGGUGACUCGGCCAGUUCCAGCGACGAGACAUCUUCAGCCAACGGCGACAGUCUGUUCUCCAUGUUUUCUGGGCCUGACCUUGUAGCUGCAGUUAAACAAAGGAGAAAACACAGCUGUGGUGAGCCAGAGGUGUGCACUCUGCCCUCCCCACCACUCCAUCACAUAAACGAUGAUAACCAAGACAGCAAAACUAAAACCUGGCCUCCGAAAGCACCAUGGCAGCACUCCACCCACACCCACACCCACACCAACACCAUGCCUAAUCCCAGCUCUUCCUUAUACCAGAUGAACAUCCCUCCCUCCUCCCAGUGGAGUGACUCCAUGCAGAUGCUGCAGUCUCCCGUUUGGUCCACUGCCAGCGACUGCUCCCCCUCCACCGGCAUCUCCCCUGGCUUUCCCUCCUUCACCCAGCAGCAGCAGCAGCAGCAGCAGCAGCAGCAGCAGCAGCAACAACACAAACCCAUGACCAAGGGCUUUAAAUCCUUCCCCCUCAAACACGAGCACAGGCCCUCCUACCUUCACCAGUACUGAUCACAGUCUACUGACAGUGAAGUGCCACAGAGGGCCUGCAGCUCUGUGAGACGAGUGGGCUGAGCAGCAGCCGUCACUGUCCACACCAACUCAAUUUAAGAUUUCUAGGCUGCAGAUAAAGGCAAAAUUAAAGUUAACACACUGGCUCAACAUUUUUCUAACUAUAUUUUUCCAUGUCAAACAUCCCACAUUUGGAAAAGAGAAGUAUUUUGAAGUCUUUUGAACUGCCAUGUUUUAACUAUGAGAGAGGUGCAUGUGUCAUGCUGGCAGCGGUUAGUCUGUUUGUUGAGCUGACGUCUCCUCAGACGAGAGCCGGAGAUGUGUACAGCCGUCACCCACUUGCUUCUGCAGCUAAAUGUGUGUGUGUGUAUGUGUGUGUAUAGAGAAGCAGAUUACAAGGGGGCAGAGGCUUGUAAAUGCUCUCAUUUUGCCCAUAAUAAAUAUACUGUGUCUACAUAGCUGUAACUGCCAAAUCUCACGCAAGAUGACUCAGAGUACAGCUACCAUCUACUGUUUCAUAGCUUGUAAAAUACUGAAGUUGAAAUAUAAAUAUUUAGUUCUUUUUUUAAGAGGCUUUGAGCAGGCUCAGCAAAAAUAUAGUAAGUCACUGCAGAGGUGUCAUUUGAGAGAAACACACUACUUUUUCAACAACUGACCAGAGUUUAGAGUUAUAGCAGUAACAAUGUGCCAUGUUGGUAUUGAUAGCACUUGCAGAAUAUUAUUUCCAACCAAAGCGUUGUUCAGAAGAUGAAUGGUGCUGAAAGAGAUGAGAGGCUGUGUGAGAUUCAAGAGAAAUGGUGAUGUUACACGCCCUACUGGAUGAGAGCAUUAGGGAACAUUUUCACAUCCAUUCUUUUUCUCCUCCUCUCUAAUUGGCGGUUGUUUGACACUAACUCCUGUAACCCUAACUUCUUUUCUGUUUGAUAAUACAAUAUUUUUCUUGUACAAUUAUUGACAGUAUUAAUCUUAUUUUUGUAUUUUCUUACAUGUUAUACCAUUACUGUACAUUAAUAUUCUUGUAGGCAUAUUACAGAAACAUUUUCCGCCUCCCAAUAUGUGAAAAAGCACAUUUUUUUCCUACAGUUGAACUACUCCAUCUAUCUAUAAAGGUUACCAAAUAUGCCAUGCUAAACACUAAAACAUUGUGUGAUGAGGCUGUUUUUUUGAGCCCUUGUUUCUUUGGUUUCUAUGGCAAUGGGCUGUAUUUAAAAGCCCAGAAUGUUAUCUUUCUGUGAUGUUUGGGGAUGCCAAUGUUGCCUGUAUUUAUGAAAUGACACCAUGUUUUCAGAAAACUAACAUACUUAACAUGUUUACAGAGAGUUGUUUUCUGUAUAUACAUAUAAAUAUAUAUCUUUUUAUAGUUAAUGUGCUUUGCACAAUCAAGAUAUAGGGUUUGUUGCUUUUUGUCUGUGUUAUCUCCUAAACUGUUGCAGCCUUUUCUAAAGACAUCAUUACAGACCUUGGGCUGUAACUGUUAGCUUCUCAGCUAUGUCAAAUGGUUUACUAGUGGCUUCAACAUAAGAAAAAAAGAUCAUAAAAAAUGUUGCCCUGAUUGAAGAUAUGAAGGGGGACUGCUUGGCUUAUGUUGCUUAUUGUUCUCUUGAGCUGGCAACUGAAUCUUUCCAAGUGUACCAGCAAUGCAAAAAAUGAAUAAAAAAUGACUAGCAAUUCAAAAAA
Messenger RNA from Labrus mixtus (cuckoo wrasse), 6093 nucleotides. RefSeq names its product granule associated Rac and RHOG effector protein 1-like. Gene Ontology annotation, molecular function: CCR4-NOT complex binding. The record is from RefSeq and is a predicted model, not a curated record. The transcript has 14 exons. Bases 1069 to 4416 code for a protein of 1115 amino acids. NCBI's taxonomy places the organism in Eukaryota, Metazoa, Chordata, Actinopteri, Labriformes, Labridae. Gene Ontology annotation, biological process: Rac protein signal transduction.